UCUGGGGAGAGGAUCUGGGAAGCAAACUCGGAGCAGAUUUGCGAAGGGGCUGCUCUGAGAGCACUGAUUUGGAUGGAAAUCAGCAGUGAAAACCUGGGAUUCCUCAGGAGUUUGCUGCCCAGGAGUUAACGGCCGAGAGUUGAGGGUGUUAAUAAAUACCCGAGCCCCGGCGCGGAGCGGCGAUGGAGCGGGGCUGGAGCGCGGUGCCGUGGAGCGGAGCAGCCGCUCGCUGCCCCUGAGCGGCGGCCGGAGCAGCAGGAGGAGGAGGAGGAGGAAGGCCGGAGCCCGAGCACGGCGGCGGCCAUGGAGGAGUGGCGGCAGUGCGGCCGCUGGCUCAUCGACUGCAAAGUUUUGCCCCCCAACCACCGGGUGGUGUGGCCAUCGGCCGUGGUCUUCGACCUGGCGCAGGCGCUGCGGGACGGGGUCCUGCUCUGCCAACUGCUGCACAACCUCUCCCCCGGCUCCAUCGACCUCAAGGACAUCAACUUCAGGCCCCAGAUGUCCCAGUUUCUCUGCUUGAAGAAUAUCCGAACCUUCCUCAAAGUGUGUCAUGACAAAUUCGGGUUAAGGAACAGUGACCUGUUUGAUCCCUUCGACCUCUUCGAUGUACGGGACUUCGGAAAGGUGAUCUCUGCAGUAUCCAGACUCUCCUUCCACAGUAUUGCUCAAACCAAAGGAAUUAGACCCUUCCCAUCAGAGGAGACCACAGAAAACGAUGACGAUGUGUAUCGGAGCUUGGAGGAGCUGGCAGAUGAACAUGACCUGGGGGAGGAUAUUUACGACUGCGUCCCCUGCGAGGAUGAAGGCGAUGAUAUCUAUGAAGAUAUCAUCAGAGUGGAAGUUCAGCAGCCCAUGAAAAUGGGAAUGACAGAAGAUGACAAAAGGAAUUGCUGUUUGCUAGAAAUCCAAGAAACUGAGGCCAAAUACUACAAAACACUUGAAGAUAUAGAAAAGAACUAUAUGAACCCACUGCGGCUGGUACUGACUCCCCAGGACAUGGAAGCUAUCUUUAUCAAUUUGGAGGACCUAAUUAAAGUACACUUCAGUUUCCUGAGAGCCAUCGACGUCUCGAUGAUGUCUGGAGGAAGCAGCCUGGCAAAAGUGUUUCUGGAAUUCAAAGAGAGGCUGCUGAUUUACGGCAGGUACUGCAGCCACAUGGAGUACGCCCAGAACACACUCAACCACCUCCUGGCCAACAGGGAGGACGUCAGGCAGAAGGUGGAGGAAUGCACACUAAAGGUCCAGGAUGGGAAAUUUAAAUUGCAAGAUCUGCUGGUGGUUCCAAUGCAAAGAGUUCUGAAAUACCAUCUCCUGUUGAAAGAGCUGCUCAGUCAUUCAUCAGACCGGCCGGAGAAGCAGCAGCUGAAGGAGGCUCUGGAGGCAAUGCAGGACUUGGCCAUGUACAUAAAUGAAGUAAAGAGAGACAAAGAGACACUAAAGAAAAUAAGUGAAUUUCAGAGCUCUAUAGAAAAUCUGCAAGUGAAGCUGGAGGAGUUCGGGAGGCCGAAGAUCGAUGGUGAGCUGAAGGUCCGCUCCAUAGUCAACCACACCAAGCAGGACAGGUAUUUAUUUCUAUUUGAUAAAGUGGUGAUCGUCUGCAAAAGGAAAGGAUACAACUAUGAACUGAAAGAAAUUAUUGAGCUGCUCUUCCACAAAAUGACUGAUGACCCUAUGAAUAACAAGGACAUUAAGAAGUGGUCAUACGGCUUCUACCUAAUCCACCUUCAGGGGAAGCAGGGCUUCCAGUUCUUCUGCAAGACGGAGGAAAUGAAGAGGAAAUGGAUGGAGCAGUUUGAAAUGGCAAUGUCCAACAUAAAGCCAGAGAAAGCCAAUGCAAACCACCAUAACUUCCAAAUGUACACAUUUGAGAAGACCACCAACUGCAAAGCCUGCAGGAUGUUCCUGAGAGGAACCUUCUACCAGGGCUACCUUUGCCCCAGGUGUGGAGCUGGUGCUCAUAAGGAGUGCUUGGAGAUCAUUCCUCCCUGCAAAGUCGGUUCUUCAGCAGACCAGGAUUCACUGAGUGCUGGACCUGGUCCUAAAAUAGUGGCGGUUCAGAACUACCACGGGACCCCCGCGCCCCCCGGGAAACCCGUGCUGACGUUUCAGAUUGGGGACGUGAUCGAGCUGCUGAGGGGGGACCCUGACUCACCCUGGUGGGAGGGGCGGCUGCUGCAGACGAAGAAGUCGGGUUAUUUCCCCAGCUCAUCGGUAAAGCCGUGCCCUGUUGAUGCCCGGCCUCCCAGCAGCCGGCCGCCCUCACGUGAGAUCGACUACACAGCGUACCCAUGGUUUGCAGGGAACAUGGAGCGGCAGCAGACGGACAACCUGCUCAAGUCCCACGUCAGCGGCACCUACCUGAUCCGGGAGAGGCCGGCUGAGGCUGAGCGCUUUGCCAUCAGCAUUAAGUUCAACGAGGAGGUGAAGCACAUCAAGGUGGUGGAGAAGGACAACUGGAUUCACAUCACGGAAGCUAAGAAGUUUGAAAGCUUGCUGGAGCUGGUCGAGUACUACCAGAGCCAUUCACUGAAGGAGAGCUUCAAGCAGCUGGACACGACGCUGAAAUACCCCUAUAAAUCCCGGGAGCGCUCUACCUCCAGGACCUUCACCCGCUCUCCAGUGUUCACCCCACGGGUCAUAGGCACGGCAGUGGCACGGUACAACUUCGCAGCGCGGGACAUGCGGGAGCUGUCGCUGCGGGAGGGUGACGUGGUGAAGAUCUACAGCAGGAUCGGCGGGGACCAGGGAUGGUGGAAGGGGGAAACCAAUGGAAGAGUUGGCUGGUUCCCAUCCACGUAUGUGGAAGAGGAGGGUGUGCAGUGACCGUGGGAUGUCGGAUGGAUGUCACCAGCACCUGGAGUGAGCUGCUGCAGCCCAUGCACACGUGUCCCAGUGCCGUGGCUCCCAUGGGCACGGCUGGACGCCUCCUGGGACUGCUCCUGCAGACUUUAGCUGUUCCUCUGUACAGUGUGCGCGGCCACCGGCCUCGCUCCUCCUACGUGUAUAGAAGAUUGAUGGUCUACAUUGGAGUAGCAGCUGCUGAAGAGUACCGGGAAAGCCGUGCUCCCCUGCAUGGACAGAGCUGAGAGACUCUGUGCAGUGCCCACCAGAGGAUGGGGUCCAAACCCUUGUCAGCAAAGGUGUUUAAAUGCCACCAUGGUGAUGGUGGUGGGAGGGUGAGGUUGGUUUGCGCCUGGGCUGGUGCCUGGGUGCGCCAAGGUGAGAAUUUGGGGGUUUCUAUGGGGAGGGAGCAACUCAGCCCCAAGGAGGCAAUGUGGACCCACACAUACUCUGCUUGUGGGUCCCCGGUUGUGGUUUCAGCAGCACCGUGUUGCUGCCGGGCGAGGGGCAGAGCAGGGAAGGGCUGUUGCUCGUCUCAGAAGGAUGCCACCCAUACAAUCAGGAACGCGUUCUGACCGUCAGAUGUAGGCUGCAAAUGGAUGUCGAGGUCAGACAGGAGGGAAAAGAGCCGCUUUGAAUGAGCUCGUUUAUGCUACAACUACCGUCAGUCCCACCAGCCUUGCUGCCGGCCAGGGGGAUGGACUGUCCCACUGGUGAGCAGGAGGUCUCAUGCAUUGCAGGACUGAGUAUCUGCUCUGCCACACAGGGUUCUGGGGACCACCAGGUACACACACAGGAGUGGAUGGGAGUGUGCGUCCGUGGGUCUGUCCAUCACUUGCUCCCAGCUUGGUUCUGCUGUAGGCAGGCCCCUCCGAGCCAGGCUGGUUCUUGGAGCUGUGACAUGUCCCACCUUGCUGAGCUCAGACGGACAAACCCACUUGAUAAGGGCUAAGGGAUCAACUGAUUGCUCUUGCAGAGUUGUGAAUGCAUCUCUUCUUCUCCAGCUGCGUGCAGGCCUGGGGGCUGUGAGCAUUGCUUCUCCCUUCCACAGGCUGUUACUGCUGCUGCUGUCAAGUAAAGGUCCCUCUAUCUUGGCAUUGCUGCUCUGUCCUGAGCACUGUCACCCGAGUCUGUUCCUUCCAAAGUGCAGCUCCUGGCGCUGGUAGGCAGAUCUGCCAAGUGAAAUCCCAGCCAUCCUCUUCUGUCAGGAACUGGUUUUGCUCUCCAGUUCCAGAACUUACAUGCAAAUAUGGAUAAAUAUGUGUGUAGGAGUGUGACAGGGAACAACUUUUUUCUAUGCAGUAUCUGAGCCCCAGGGAUGUCUUCAGCCUCUCUGAGUGGCAUUUUGAGCUGGUGGUUCCAUGCCCUGGUGCUGUUCCCCUGUCACUAGUGAUGGUCCUGCUGUAGGGCAGCUCUUGGCACCACACUGGUUCAGGUCUGGGAGAUGCCAGCGUUGGGUGGGUGAGUGGUCCUGAUGCCCUCAGUCCCUGGCAUGGUGGGUACCACAGCUGCAUCCAAAGCCUUGCCGCAAGUGGAGCAGCAAGGGAUAACAAAUGGAAGAGUCUGGGCCUCUUGAGGCAAGGGAAAGAUAGUAACUUGGAAAUUAAGUGUUGUUGCUCAGUGACAAGCCCAGAGCAGCCCCAGUUUGGUGCCCAUUCACCCUGGAGCCCAGUGGGUGCCCCAGUUCUGGGUGCUGCAGGGCCUGGCUGGGGCAGAUGCACACUAGGGUCUUGCUCUGCGAGGUGAUGGGGAUGCAGAUGGGACUCAGGGCUUCCCCAGGCUACUGUUUGGUGUUAACCUCUCUCUGCUCAGCUUGGGGUGCACUCAGGAGGAGCAGCCAGGUGGGAGCUGGCGAUGCCCUGCUCCUCCUGUGCAAAGCAAAGGGCCCUUCUGCAUUCUUGUAGCUGUACUGAAGCCAAGGGUGUUAGUUGGAUGGGAUGCACACA
Melopsittacus undulatus (budgerigar) is the source of this 4787-nucleotide messenger RNA. RefSeq names its product vav guanine nucleotide exchange factor 2 (gene VAV2). Gene Ontology annotation, biological process: regulation of GTPase activity; intracellular signal transduction; cell migration. The record is from RefSeq and is a predicted model, not a curated record. Lineage: Eukaryota; Metazoa; Chordata; Aves; Psittaciformes; Psittaculidae. Gene Ontology annotation, molecular function: guanyl-nucleotide exchange factor activity; protein binding. The coding region runs from base 304 to 2823 and encodes 839 amino acids. Gene Ontology annotation, cellular component: cytoplasm. The transcript is spliced from 28 exons.